Arthroderma uncinatum is the source of this 1878-nucleotide messenger RNA. RefSeq names its product fatty acid transporter protein. Gene Ontology annotation, molecular function: long-chain fatty acid-CoA ligase activity; long-chain fatty acid transmembrane transporter activity. The record is from RefSeq and is a predicted model, not a curated record. NCBI's taxonomy places the organism in Eukaryota, Fungi, Ascomycota, Eurotiomycetes, Onygenales, Arthrodermataceae. The coding region runs from base 1 to 1878 and encodes 625 amino acids. The transcript is spliced from 3 exons.
AUGGCACUGGCCGCUGUUGUCGCCGGCGGAACUGCGCUGGCAUAUCUGAAUGGAAAAUACCAGCUGGUCUCUGAUAUAUCGUCCAUCAUCUCAAUCAAGCGAGGCGAGCGAAACGCUGCAGCACGAGUGGCUAAUGGCACCGUUUGCCCAUGGUUCAUGUUUGAGGAGACGGUCAAGAAAUACCCUUCUGUGAGCGCUGUAUGGACGCGCGAGACAUCCUAUACCUUCCGUCAACUGCACGACGUCGCGUGCCAGUAUGCAAACUACUUUCGCUCACAGGGCGUGCAGCCAGGUCAACUUGUAGCCUUGUAUCUGCAAAACUGCGCUGACUUUCCUGCCAUCUGGCUGGCACUGUGGUCUAUUGGAGCAGCUCCAGCUUUCAUCAAUUACAACCUUGCCGGACCGGCGUUGUUGCAUUGCGUAAAGGUUAGCAGUGCAAGUCUGUUAAUCGUUGAUGAUGAUGCUGCGUGUAAAGGAAGGAUAGAAGAGGAGCGUACAACUAUCGAGAAUGAGUUUCAUAUCACUCCGAUACUCCUCGACGACGAGUUCAAGAAACACAUCAGCACCUUUCCUACCGUUGCCCCCGAUGUCUCUCUCCGACGUAACAUGGCUGGUUCAUUCCCAGGCUGUCUCUUCUAUACUAGCGGCACCACCGGACUCCCGAAGGCUUGCGCGUUCACUCUGGAGCGUCUCAACCACCUCUUCGGCACGCGUGCCCUGCGCGAUACCCCCGGCGGAGCUGAUAGAUGGUAUAACUGCAUGCCCCUUUACCAUGGUACCGGAGGCAUCAAUAUGAUCGUCGCCCUCGUAGGUGGUGUCUGCGUUGCGCUCGGCAAACGUUUCAGCGUCUCCUCUUUUUGGCACGACGUUAUCGACUCGAAGUCCACACGCUUCGUUUAUGUAGGAGAAACAGCACGUUAUUUGCUUGCUGCACCUCCAUCACCGCUUGACAAAGCUCACUCCGUCAUCUGCGUAUACGGUAAUGGUCUACGGCCGGACGUAUGGGAGAAAUUCAGAACCCGUUUCAAUAUCCCUACCAUUGCAGAAUUCUUCGCCAGCACAGAGGGCAUGUUUGCACUACUCAACUAUGACUGUGGGCCCUACCAGGCUGCCUGUGUUGGCCAUCACGGCCUCAUCCUCCGCAAACUACUGCAUAACGUCUACGUGCCGGUAGCCAACGACCCAGUUAGGGGAGAUAUACUCCGUGACCCAACCACUGGCUUCGCCACGCGCAGCCCUUACGAAGUCGGUGGAGAGAUUCUCGUCGCCAUCCCUAACGAACAGGCUUUCCAAGGCUACUGGGACAAUCCAUCCGCAACAUCGAAGAAAUUCGUGCGUGAUGUCUUUAAAAAAGGAGACCUGUACUACCGAUGCGGAGACUCUCUGCGCCGCACCAACGACGGACACUGGCACUUCCUCGAUCGUCUGGGCGAUACAUUCCGUUGGAAGUCAGAAAACGUCUCCACGGCCGAAGUCGCAGUAGUGUUGGGCGAGUUCCCAGGUGUCGCUGAGGCGAAUGUCUACGGGGUUACGGUACCGAACCACGAAGGCCGGGCUGGCUGUGCUGCACUCUUAAUUGAGCCAGAGGCAUUGGCAGGGUUCAAGUGGGAUGCGUUUCUAAAACAUACUCGCGAGAGGCUGCCACGAUAUGCCGUACCUGUGUUUGUGAGGCUUGUGAGUGCGUCUGAACAUAUACAUAACCACAAGCAGAAUAAAGUCGGGUUAAGAGAAGAAGGGGUAGAGCCAGCUAAGAGAGGGACGAAAGCUACUGGUGGCAAGGAGGAUAAGAUGUUGUGGUUGAUACCGAAGAUGGAUACGUAUGAGGAGUUUGGGGAUAAGGAGUGGGAGUCUUUGGUUGGAGGUGGAGUUAGGCUAUAG